AUGCAACGGAACCAUACACCAGGCUUCUCAACAGCCUUUAGACACAACGCAAUACUCCUUGCACAUAGCACACCAGAAAGCAAAUCUAAAUCUCACAAAUCUCCUUCUAACCCAAAGGCUACCAAGUCCGUUCCUCGAAGAAGCCCUAAAUCAGACUUCGGGAGAUCCAGAAAGGGAUCAGUGGCUUCCGUUUUGGAAGAAGCUAAAGAGCUUCAAGACUCCGUCGCUGGUCACAUCUCUAAAUCCUUGAGCGAUGAACAUCCUCUCCGCCAACGUGCUCUUGCUCUCGACUCCAAAAUCCUUUCACUUCGUUUUUCUCUCGAUUCUCUCCUCAACAAUAAACUCAUUAAUCACUCCCUAGCCGAUAAGUUAGAUGAAGAUUUGCAGAGAGACAGAUGUAUUGUUGUUGAUGGCGAUGCUUCUUCGCUUCUUCCAGGACAUGCUCACGGUUAGUUUGCUAAUCAG
This is a messenger RNA of Vicia villosa (hairy vetch), 465 nucleotides long. RefSeq lists its product as uncharacterized. The transcript is spliced from 3 exons. Lineage: Eukaryota; Viridiplantae; Streptophyta; Magnoliopsida; Fabales; Fabaceae. The record is from RefSeq and is a predicted model, not a curated record. The coding region runs from base 1 to 453 and encodes 150 amino acids.